AUCAUUCUUGGAAAUUAGAAAAUGUGUUCUGAGUUAACAAAAUCAUUUGUCAGGGAUUCAAAACAGAACCCGUUACCACCAUGUGUACAGUAAAAUGGCUAAAAGACACACAGAGGGGCUUAUUAGGUUCCAGCAGUAGCAAAGGCCAGUCUACAUGUACAUGGUCUACACAGCCUUGUACUCAAAUACUAGAUUACAUGUACCUGCUUUGAGGUAGUCCAGUAGACUGGCCCCGAGUAGUAUGGGGCUAGUAAGACUUGUUGUAGGAUGUAAUUUGAAAGAAGGAUAAUGAUUGGGCCUAGGAUCAAAGAUGUCUCCAUCAGACUAUGCAUAGAGCAAGGAAAUACUUUACCAAUCUGAACUCAGCUGUCAGCUCAGACUCAGCUGCAUCUACCCAUGCUUUGCUAGCCUAGGGCUUCCCCGGGUUACCCCAGCUAUAUCUUGACCAUGUUCUGGCUGUUGGUUGUCAUGGAGUGCCCCCAAACUUAGGAAUUGCAAAGAUUUUAUGUCAUACACUUAUGCCGAGAAUGGAAAUCUUUGAACCAAAACUACAAGACGUGCAACAACUGGACGUAAGCUGUAGAUUUCUGUGUUCCGAGUAGAGACAAUACAGCAACAAUGGACUUGGACAAGUUUAACGUUUGGCAAGACCAGCUGGUUAAGACAUUUAAGGAUGAGUUGGAUGAUGAGCAGCGAUGUGCCACCUUGGACCGUCUGAUCUCUUCCUGCGGGGCAAAGCAGCUUGGUCACCUCUCCACCAAGCUGGAGGGACUGGUCAAGCGGGACUUCCUUCACCUGCUCCCGGUUGAGCUGGGCAACUACCUCCUGGCCUGGCUGGACGCCGAGACACUCUGUCGCUGCUGCCUGGUCAACCGGCACUGGAACAAGAUGGUGAACAGCUGCGCCGCGGCCUGGCAGAAUGCCUGCUGCCGGCUGGGACUGAACCCCGCCGAACAGGAGCGAUACUUUGACCAGAACGGGGUGGACUGGAAAGCUGCAUACAGGGACUUUGCAUUACGCCUCAGGCAGCUGAAGGAAGGGUGUGCAUUUGACAGUUUGACCUUGCAGGGCCACAGUGCCAGGGUUUAUGCCCUCCAUUAUCGGGAUGGUAAACUGGCUUCAGGUUCGGAUGAUCUUACCGUCCGACUGUGGGAAGUUACCACGGGCCAGUGCCUCAAGGUGCUCCAGACACACACCUGCGCCGACAUCAAGUUUGACGAUAAUAAACUCAUCACGGCGUCCUUUGACAACACCAUUGCAUGCUGGGACUGGGAGGCGGGAACCAGGCUUCAGCGGUUCUCUGGCCAUUGUGGCGCAGUUUUCAGCGUUGACUACAGCGACCAGUUGGAUCUGUUGGUCAGUGGUUCGGCCGAUGCCACAGUCAAGUUGUGGUGUCUGAGUGACGGAGCUCUCCUCAACACUUUGCAUGGACACAAUGACUGGGUCACUCAAGUGAUUUUACGUGAGGCCUGCAUAGAAUCUGACACAUUCUCUUCUGGUGAGCCAGUACUACUGACCAUGGACAAGAAUGAAAUAAAGGUUUGGAGUCUUAAGCACAGUGCUGAGUCGCAGUGCGUCAAGACUCUCACCUCGCCCAGCAACACCACUCUCCACUCUCAGACGUUUCUGCCCCGCCUGCAGUUGGAUGGCACCCACAUUGCCUGUGCCUCCGACAUCGGCAUCAUAGUCUGGAGAUUCCAGAAUUUUGAAUUAAAAAAGCUGAUCCCCUACACCGACUCCAGCAACCUUAUUUUGCUGGGUCUUGGCACAUCUUUCACCCUUCUACUGGACCAUCAGUACCUACGGCUCCUCAACACCCAAACCCACGAGGCUGUGUCAUCUUGGCGCCUCCCAGCUUAUCGGCGAUCCAAGAGGGGCUCCAACUUUGUGGCUGGGGCAGUGCGCUGGCUGGACGGCCUGGGGCUGGAAGCGGAGGUGGGGCUGGUGUUUGCAACCAGCAUGUCUGACCACAGCUUGCACGUGGUGCGCUGGCGUCAGAGGGCGGCGUGCAAGCAGGACAGGUGACAGUGCAUCAUCAGAGCAACGGAGAGACGAAAGCCCUCGGCCCCGUGAAUAGGGUUGCCUGUUGCCAGAGAAACCAACAUCACUUCAGUUUUUUUUUGAGAUUGCUGCAAACUGUAUUUGAUGUGGCCGUGCCAGCCUGAUCAAGACAGGCGAGAUACAUGCUGGAUGAGUUAGAAGUAUGUGGCUUAUUUUACAGUGCAACUCUUUGACAACUUACCGUAGAGAGUUAAGCCACUCAGCGUGAAACUAGCCGUUCAGUCAGAACUUCAAGUGGAUACUUUCAAAACGUGCUUCAGAGCCAAGGCUGGGAAAAUAAUCUAUGGUACAGUUCCGUAAGAUGUGCUAAACCUCAGAAAAUCCCCCUCAUGUCUGAAAUGCUAUUUGCCAAGUUAUGUAACAUGUUAAAAAAUAAGAACAACAUAUUUAACCACUCCAAAUUUCCCAGGGUACCAAUAUUUAUUCAAAUUAACUUUCAAGCAUGUGACAUACUUUUUAAAAGAUGUGCUGCUUUACGCAGUCAACCGAACUUUUCUUCAGAUCACCAGAUUUCCUCAUUUUUAACUUUGUCAGGUGAGAGUUUCUUUAAGUUGGUGCUCGGAUUUACCAAUCUUCCCGAUUCAGAACUGGAAAAAAAAUCUCGGAUCUGCCGACCAACCACAAAUUUUUUUUCCUUGUGGAAAAUGUAUACACUGUAGUUUGUAUUCUUCCCUCCAACUUGAAGGCCCUUAUUUGCUUUUUUGAGACCAUAGGAAGUGAUUUUUUUUCUGUCCUCCAAUGUUU
Acanthaster planci (crown-of-thorns starfish) is the source of this 2805-nucleotide messenger RNA. It is a transcript of the gene fbxw2, whose product is annotated as F-box and WD repeat domain containing 2. The record is from RefSeq and is a predicted model, not a curated record. Gene Ontology annotation, molecular function: protein binding. NCBI's taxonomy places the organism in Eukaryota, Metazoa, Echinodermata, Asteroidea, Valvatida, Acanthasteridae.